This is a messenger RNA of Bombina bombina (fire-bellied toad), 1003 nucleotides long. Its product is annotated as aquaporin-5-like. The transcript is spliced from 4 exons. Gene Ontology annotation, biological process: transmembrane transport. Gene Ontology annotation, cellular component: apical plasma membrane; plasma membrane. Gene Ontology annotation, molecular function: water channel activity. The record is from RefSeq and is a predicted model, not a curated record. Lineage: Eukaryota; Metazoa; Chordata; Amphibia; Anura; Bombinatoridae. Bases 16 to 846 code for a protein of 276 amino acids.
UAACCUUACUGCAAAAUGAAAAGAGAAGUAUGUUCACUUGCCUUCCUGCGGGCAGUAUUUGCUGAAUUCCUUGCAACUCUACUGUUUGUGUUUUUUGGACUUGGUUCUGCUUUAAGAUGGCCAUCUGCUCUUCCAACAAUACUUCAGAUUUCUUUGGCCUUUGGCUUGGCAAUUGCCACACUUGUCCAGACAUUUGGCCAUAUUAGUGGUGCUAAUAUAAAUCCAGCAGUAACUUUUGCCUUUCUACUAGGAUCACAGAUCUCUAUAUUUAGGGCAAUAUUCUACAUCAUUGCACAGAUUCUUGGAGGCUUGGCUGGUGCUGGGAUUCUCUAUGGAUUGACUCCAGCAAGUGUUCGAGGAAACCUUGCCAUCAACACGCUCAGUUCUUCAGUCAGUGCAGGACAAGCUGUUGGUGUUGAAAUAAUUCUUACUUUUCAAUUGGUUAUGUGCAUUUUUGCAUCAACAGACAGUCGGCGAAGAGAUAAUUUAGGAUCCCCUGCAAUAUCAAUUGGUCUGUCUGUUACACUGGGUCAUCUUGUUGGGAUUUACUAUACAGGUUGUUCAAUGAAUCCAGCCCGUUCCUUUGCUCCAGCUGUGAUCAUGCGACGAUUUACUAAUCAAUGGGUCUUCUGGGUUGGACCACUAGUAGGAGGAAUUCUAGCUGCUUUAGUUUAUUAUUACAUCAUGUUCCCUAUCAAUAAGACUCCCUCUGAGAAGCUAGCCAAACUAUGUGGGAGAUACGACCCUGAAGACGUAGAGGCGUGGGAUGAACAGCUUGAAUUUGAACAACGGAAAACUCAUUCUCUGGAUUGUUCAGACUGCAAAAAUAACCAAUAUGCAAUGUAAAAAGUGGAAUGAACAGCAUAUGAUACUUACAAACAUGGACUCGAAAUGGAUAUUAUCAGACACAUAUUAUCUCAUACAAGCAAUGUUUGUAGUGACAUUUAAUGUGUAUCGUACUGAAGCACUUUUAUAUGCCAGUAAAAAGAUCUGCAUAAUUUAA